CCGAUCUCCGCUUUAGCGUAUUCGGCGUAAGACAAACCUUGGAGCCAAUCUCUAUAACAACGAUCGAAGUCAACGAUGUCAUGCGGCCUCGCCCUCUUUACUCCCAACCAGACUUGCUCUGGUCUCUCCACUCCUUUCGCACUCGGGAUUAAUCCCGCAGAAGGAGCAUGCAUCAAGAUCGACAACACCAAAUAUGCCUCGAUCUUGAUUCCAGGCCAGCAGCAAUGCCGCUGCGUCGAUUCCACAAAGACCUCAUACAUCGUUCUCUACAGUGAUGGGGCUUGUCAGGACGAUUUGAACAGGGCUAUAACGCCAGGUCAGGCUGAGCAAUGCGUGGAUGUGCAGACAACCAAUAAUAGCGUCGCGAAGGGUAUGAGAUAUGAGUGUCUUGCUGGGCCAGGAAGUUCGAGUUCGGGAACUUUAUCUUCUUCAGCUGGUUUAUCGUCGACACCUUCACCAUCCUCGUCUACAACGACCAACCCCUUCGUCACGCCUCCGUCCUUGACUUCACCUGCUAUAUCAACCCCAUCGGCAAGUAGCGGUCUCUCUGGAAGCGAUAAAAUCGCCAUAGGGGUAGGACUUGGAAUGGGUCUUCCUACUAUUAUCAUUAGUGUUAUUAUCUUAAUAAUGAAGAUCAGAAAAGGCUGGAAAGAUAAGGGCGAAGUUGUAAGGGCGGAAAUGUAAUGGGUUGAAAUGUGAUUAUAAUACUUUAGACUAGCCGGUCCGAAUCUUGCAAUGACGUG
Molecule: messenger RNA, 743 nt
Organism: Hyaloscypha bicolor E
Lineage: Eukaryota; Fungi; Ascomycota; Leotiomycetes; Helotiales; Hyaloscyphaceae
Exons: 1
Coding region: 76-684 (202 amino acids)
Source: RefSeq, a predicted model, not a curated record